AUGCCUGAAAUCAUCGAGUUAAUCUCCUCUUCGCCACCCAUCCCCUCCUCUCGGCCAACCAUACCACCGCCUAAUAAACGGCUUGGUGCUUCGCCGGAAGUGGUAGACAGACUACCUGAAGCCAUUUCGUUGGAGAUUUUCUCGGAUUCCGACAUUGAAUCCGACCGCUCAGCAAAAAGACGACGCAUCACUCCAACCUUUACUACGACUGAAGGGACACUUCCAGGCUCCUCGAACCUCGAUAUAUCUGAUCGAGAUGAGCUACCUGAAAUUCAUACUCUCAUUGCAGAAGCACUUCCACAGAUUCAGCGACCCGCUGCAACAAUCUGGGAUGAUGAUGACCAAAUCACAUUCUCGUCCUCCGCCCCGGAAUCUAGGGGAGUGAACCCGUUAGAACCGACAUCCGUCGCAAACAGGCUCCAACGCUACGCACAGGAUGACUCGAAUCUAGCCAAAUCCUCGGCGAUUCUAAGUUCGAGCCCAAGGCCAACUUACUCUACGCGGACUGAGCAGCUACUCGCAUUAAUGAAGAAGGAUACUGGCAAAAAGUCAAAUCUCAAGGCUCAUGCUAGCAGAAUUGAGAACCCCAGGGCUUCUGACAAGGUCAAACAGAUCGAGCAACCUUUGGAUGACAUUAUAUUUUCCUCAAGUCAAGUGUGGACAACAACAAAACCAACCAAGUCAUUUACCGAAUCGAAUAAAGAAGAGAAGGCUGCGUCCCGUGCAGCUGCAAAAGCAACUAAAGAUGCGGAAAAGGAAGCUGAGAAAGAGCGAAAACGUCUUGAGCGAGAGCAAAAAUCAAAGGAAAAGCAAAGAGCUGCCGAUUUGGCUGAGGUGAAUAAAUCAAGAAUCGACAAGAAGGACUCUGCAGCAGAAAUGAUAGUAGAUGUGGCUUGCUCUCUUCGAGGCACAUCCAUUGGAAAUCAAAUCGAACAGUAUAUGAAGCUGGCCAACAUCGAACUCAAUUACAUCGAAGACGAAGUCGACCUAAUUCACAACUCAACAGGGCACCGGCCUCAAGGGCGCAUCAUCAAGUGGCGGCGAAAAGUUGUCUCAAGGUAUAAUGAUCAGGACGGCCAGUGGGAGCCUGCCUCACAAAGUCGUACCAUUGAUGAAGGCCAUUUAUUAGUCCAUAUCUCUGGGUCAGACCUCGCCACGCUACUUGCAUCUCCCGCAUCUGCCUCUUCAGAAAGCGCACAGCCAUCAGUCGAAGAAAUGAAAGCCAACUUGGAUGCCCAUGUGGCUCUUCUCCGUGGCAUAGGCGGACCAGAUUGUAUACCUAUUUACUUGAUUGAGGGUAUGACCACUUGGCUGAAGAGGAACAUCAAUGCCAAAAAUCGAGAAUAUACGGCCGCAGUGAGGGCUCAGAUGGUCGACGUUGAUGGUGACAACACUACCUCCGUCCCUACAGGGUCCCAGGCACGGUCGAGGAAAUCAAAGAAAUCGGCAGUAUCGUCGAUAGACCUCUCAUUCAUCACAGCAGAUAUCCUCGAAGACAUGCUAUUGCAUCUCCAACUAGCGCAUCAACCCAUCCUUGUUCAGCACACCACUUCAGCCUCCAACUCAGCCGCACAGAUCUCCGCCCUGACGCAAAACCUAUCCACCAGGCCCUACCGCCUGGCACAAGUAGACUUCAAUCUGAAAAACGCAUCCUUUUGCAUGGAUCGAGGCCAAGUUCGCACUGGCGACAAUUCUCGCGAAACAUUUGCGAAAAUGUUGCAGGAAGUUCAACGAGUGACGCCGAGCAUGGCCUAUGGAAUCCUAGACAAGUAUUCAUCUGUCCGUGAUCUUGCGGUUGGGUUUGAAAAGCAUGGAAAUUUGCUUCUUCAGGACCUACGGAAAAGUGCUAACAAGGACGGGGCAUGGAAUGAUAGGAAGUUAGGACCCAUGGCCUCAAGACGACUGUACAAGGUCUUCAUGGGGCGAGAUCCAUCUGCAACUGAUGGAAUGUCUUGA
Messenger RNA from Exophiala mesophila, 1956 nucleotides. RefSeq lists its product as uncharacterized. Gene Ontology annotation, molecular function: DNA binding; nuclease activity. Gene Ontology annotation, biological process: double-strand break repair; replication fork processing; mitotic intra-S DNA damage checkpoint signaling. The transcript has a single exon. The record is from RefSeq and is a predicted model, not a curated record. Gene Ontology annotation, cellular component: nucleus; Holliday junction resolvase complex. Lineage: Eukaryota; Fungi; Ascomycota; Eurotiomycetes; Chaetothyriales; Herpotrichiellaceae. The coding region runs from base 1 to 1956 and encodes 651 amino acids.